AUCUUUACCUAUUUCUUUUAUUUUGUUUUUUGGUUUAUAGAAUAACAGAGAAUGGGAAGCGACAGGCGAAGAGGGCGAAGACGAAGAAUAUCAGAUAAGUCUGCCUCCGACUCGCCUUCCCAAUCUGACUCCGACAGACCUCGCCGAAGUACUCAGAGCAGUAGCCGCCGGUCACGGCGAGACUCAAUUAGCUCCGACGACGAUGACAGCGGCGGAAGGAAGAGAAAGUCCUCAAGGACCAUCACGGAAGAGGAAAUAGCACAAUACAUGGCUCAAAAGGCCCAAAGAAAGGCAACCAAAGUCGCGAAAAAGUUGAAAACAAAUACGGUUUCGGGUUAUUCCAAUGAUUCUAAUCCGUUUGGUGACUCUAAUCUCAACGAGAAGUUUGUUUGGCGCAAGAAGAUUGAGCGUGAUGUUUCUCAAGGUGUGUCUAUUGAUACGUUUUCGGUUAAAGCUGAGAAAAAGAGACAGAGAGAAAGGAUGGCGGAAAUUGAAAAAGUAAAAAAGAGAAGGGAGGAAAGGGCACUUGAGAAAGCACGACAUGAGGAAGAAAUGGCACUAUUAGCCAGGGAACGUGCUCGAGCUGAGUUUCAGGACUGGGAAAAAAAAGAAGAGGAGUUUCAUUUUGAUCAAAGCAAAGUUAGGUCGGAAAUUAGAUUGCGUGAAGGGCGUGCCAGACCAAUUGAUGUCCUAACCAAGCACCUCAAUGGAUCUGAUGAUCUGGAUAUAGAAAUAAAUGAACCAUAUAUGGUCUUCAAGGGUUUGACUGUGAAAGAAAUGAACGAGCUUCGUGAUGACAUUAAAAUGCAUCUGGACCUUGACAGGGCAACACCAACCCAUGUGCAAUAUUGGGAGGCACUCCUUGUAGUGUGUGAUUGGGAGUUAGCUGAAGCUCAAAAAAAGGAUGCACUUGAUCGAGCUAGGGUGCGUGGAGAAGAGCCUCCUGCUGAGCUGCUUGCAGAAGAAAGGGGUCUGCAUUCCAGUAUUGUGCCAGAUGUGAAGAGGCUUUUGCAGGGGAAGACACAUGCAGAGUUGGAGGCUUUACAGGUUCACAUUGAUUCAGAGAUGCGUACUGGUACUGCAAAGGUGGUUGAGUAUUGGGAGGCCAUUUUGAAACAUCUCCACAUAUACAAGGCCAAGGCUUGUUUAAAGGAAAUUCAUGCUAAAAUGCUACGCAAGCAUUUGCAACAUCUUGAGCAGCCAUUGGAGGAUGAAGAUACAUUGGAGAAUGCUCAUGUUAUGAUACCUGAGGAGGAAGUUACUGAGGAUGAUGUAAUAGUUCAAUCUGCAGAUGAAUCUUUCUCACCAGAGCCUGUUAGAGAGGAUCAACAAACUGAAGAUGAGGCUGGAUCAUUUUCUCCACAGCUGUUGCAUGGUGAUGAAAAUGAGGAAGCUAUUGACCCUGAAGAGGAUAGGGCUAUGCUGGAGCGGAAACGUAUGGCUGUAUUAGAAGAGCAGCAAAGACGAAUUCAGGAAGCAAUGGCAUCAAAGCCAGCUUCUUCUGAAGAUAAUUUUGAGAUGAAGGCCCUAAAAGCUAUGGGGGCUAUGGAAGAUGGAGAUGCUGUGUUUGGAUCUGGUGCUGAAGUGAACCUAGAUUCCCAGGUUUAUUGGUGGCAUGACAAAUACAGGCCUAGGAAGCCAAAGUAUUUCAACCGUGUUCAUACCGGAUAUGAGUGGAACAAAUAUAAUCAGACUCACUACGAUCAUGACAACCCGCCUCCAAAGAUUGUGCAAGGAUACAAAUUUAAUAUCUUCUAUCCUGAUCUUGUAGACAAGACAAAAGCCCCAACCUACACCAUCGAGAAGGAUGGCAGCAAUGGGGAGACUUGCAUCAUAAGAUUCCAUGCAGGGCCACCAUAUGAAGACAUAGCUUUCCGCAUUGUGAACAAAGAAUGGGAAUAUUCUCAUAAGAAAGGUUUUAAGUGCACAUUUGAACGUGGAAUUCUGCAUGUGUACUUCAAUUUCAAACGCCACCGCUACCGUAGAUAAUUUCACACAAGGCAAUGAUCACUUUCUUUAGAUUUUCCCUUACUAGAAAGGCUAUGUGGCUGCCAUUUUUAAGAAUAACUUUUAUGCUAUGGUGCUGGCACUAGAGAUAGAUGGCCGGUAAAUUGAGUGACAGACCAAGAAAAAAUUCCAAGGUACACUUGGAGUGAUACUCCACUGGUUAAAAUCUGAUCUAAAUCUUGUUAUAAUAUUUUAAAUUUAAUUUAAGGAGAUAGCAUGGUCAUGUUCUCAUCUUGUAUUAUGUUUUUAAUGGAUUGAAUGUAGUACUCCUGUACAUAGAAUCUCGAGACCAAGGGUCUUUCGUAAUGGUUAGAGAUACUAAUUACUUGUCUUUUCUUGUUCUUAGGACGCACAUUAAUCUCAUCUCUAUCAUGUCUUGU
Molecule: messenger RNA, 2387 nt
Organism: Abrus precatorius (Indian licorice)
Lineage: Eukaryota; Viridiplantae; Streptophyta; Magnoliopsida; Fabales; Fabaceae
Product: cactin-like
Exons: 13
Coding region: 52-1989 (645 amino acids)
Biological process (GO): mRNA cis splicing, via spliceosome
Cellular component (GO): spliceosomal complex; cytoplasm
Molecular function (GO): protein binding
Source: RefSeq, a predicted model, not a curated record